This is a messenger RNA of Cordyceps militaris CM01, 597 nucleotides long. RefSeq names its product 6,7-dimethyl-8-ribityllumazine synthase. Gene Ontology annotation, cellular component: riboflavin synthase complex; intracellular anatomical structure; mitochondrial intermembrane space. Gene Ontology annotation, biological process: riboflavin biosynthetic process. The transcript is spliced from 2 exons. Gene Ontology annotation, molecular function: 6,7-dimethyl-8-ribityllumazine synthase activity. NCBI's taxonomy places the organism in Eukaryota, Fungi, Ascomycota, Sordariomycetes, Hypocreales, Cordycipitaceae. The record is from RefSeq and is a predicted model, not a curated record. The coding region runs from base 1 to 597 and encodes 198 amino acids.
AUGCCCUCCACCUCCCUCAAGGGCCCGACCCCCCAGCAGCACGACGGCGCCGGCCUGCGCAUCGGCAUCGUCCACGCCCGCUGGAACGCCACCGUCAUCGAGCCGCUCAUCGCCGGCGUCCGGGGCAAGCUCCUGGAGUGCGGCGUCAAGGAGUCCAACAUUGUCGUGCAGUCGUGCCCCGGCGCGUGGGAAUUGCCAAUCGCCGUCCAGCGCUUAUACGCUGCUUCUCAGGUCCAGUCCACGUCUGCCGGCGGUGCCUCUGCCGGCGACCUGCUCGCCUCCUCAACAGCUGACCUGUCCGCCACCGCGACCACGUCGGCGUUUGACGCCAUUAUUGCCGUUGGCGUGCUUAUCAAGGGCGAGACGAUGCACUUUGAGUACAUUUCCGAGUCGGUGUCGCACGGCCUCAUGCGCGUGCAGCUCGACACGGGCGUCCCCGUCAUCUUCGGCGUGCUGACGGUGCUCAAUGACGCGCAGGCCCUUAACCGCGCCGGCGCCGACGGUAAGGGCCACAACCACGGCGAGGAUUGGGGCCUGGCGGCCGUCGAGAUGGGCGUCAAGCGCAGCGAGUGGGCUAGCGGCAAGAUUGAGGGCUGA